This is a messenger RNA of Closterium sp. NIES-67, 1725 nucleotides long. The record is from the annotation of a GenBank genome assembly. Lineage: Eukaryota; Viridiplantae; Streptophyta; Zygnematophyceae; Desmidiales; Closteriaceae.
GCAUGUCAUUUUCCCAUACGUGUGACGUCCUUGCAUGCUUGGACGUGCAGCUGGGCGGAAGCACGCAGUCUAUCCAUCUUACCGCCGUUCAAACGGAGUUGCCGAGCAUGAUCCGCUUGUGCAGGGCACGGAUGGAGCCCACGUGUCACCGUCCACGCGGUAAUUUUAGAAACACAGCUAGGACGGAUGAGGAGCUACCCGAUUGGCGCCGAACGAAGAGCAGCGUUUGGGAAUGUCCGGGAACGAAGAACCUUCUGGACACGCAACGUCAUCUCGCGGUCUUCAGGGGAACUGCGAGUCGAGGUGCGGUAGCUGCUAUAUAUGGCCUGGCGCAGCUCUUCAGGAACUAGUUCUCCAGUACCUGUACCUUACCAAAGCCCGUUCACUGCAGCCAGAUCCGAGCAAUUAGUCCUUCAGAUCCGAGCAAUUAGUCCUUCAGAUCCGAGCUAUUAGUCCUUCAGAUCCGAGCAAUAAGUCUUCCAGACCGACAGGUUUCUUCGUCACCUGUUCGAGUUACGAGCGCCAGCGGGUGACAUGGCGAGCCAACAAGUUUCGCAGGUGCCAUGUGGCGGACAGGCACAGGCUGAAGGGGAGCAGAAGCCGCAGGAGGGCGUGUCAUGGGCUGCACGCGUGAAGGGAACCGCGGAGAAAGCGCCAGCUGAAGGGAAGACGACCUCCGAGAGAAGGAGCACCACGGAGCAAGAGAAGGCUAAGGCUGCUGGCGAGCACCAGGCAGCAGCUUCAGCCAAGCGUGAGGAGGCGAAGAAGGAAGCUCAGCAGGCGGGCAGCCAGGUGACAGAAACCGCGACGAAGGCGGCUGAGGGAACAAAGGAGAAGGGUUAUGAGAUGAAGGAGAAGGCGAAGGAAGGAGUUAUGACGGGGACUGAGAAGGCGACUGAGAAGACCGAGGAGCUGAAAGAAAGGGCCAAGGAGGGGCUUGGCGAAACUGCAGAAACUGUCGAGGCUAGCUUCGGGAAGGGUCAGGAGGAGGUUCAGAAGGGAGAGACGGCUAUUGGCAAAGGGGUGGAGGUUGAAGGGAAGGAGGAGGCUGCUGUUCUUCAAGCGUCUGCCAAGCGGUUGGGACAGCUGGCAGAGGUUGUGAAGGCGAAGGGUGUGGAAGCUGAACAUGUGGUGGAGGGAGCGGCUGGAAAGAUUUAUGCUGACGUCCAGCGGGCUAUGGAAAAACUUUCUGUUGUCAGGCAGGGUGCGGGAGAAGGGAAGGAUGCUGGUGAGGGGUUGAGUGGAGUGGAGGGAGGUGAGGGAGGGGUUGUUGGGAAGGAGGGGGGUGGGGUUGGAGGGAAGGGGAUAGAGGGGGCUGGUGAGUCAGUGAAGGCUGCUGGAGAGGAUUUGCAUGAAGCAGUGAAGACAACGCAGGGUGUGACUCAGACGGUUGUGGUUGGUGCUGCGGAGGUGCUUGUUGCUGCUGGUGAUGCUGUCACUGAUGCUGCUAAGGCGAUUGGAGCAAGUUUGCAGUCACUAGUCCAGCCGUAUGAGAAGGGCAAAACUACCCCCUCCACGAGCACCCCCUCCACGGGCACCCCCUCCACGGGCACUCCCUCCACGGAUAUUCCUGCCAUGGAGACCGCUGACAAGAGCAGAUCUGUUCCCUUGGACACCACCACUAAGAUGGAGGAAAGGAGCCAGCCAACCAGUGCAGGUGCCAAGAAGCAGUGGACAGACUAGAGCCUGUAGAAUUGAGUAGCCUCUGUAUAUAGCCAGAAUCUU